AUGACAACACCAUCCGAACCCCCAAACAUGGCAACACCCGCGCGGACCUCAGCCCUCCUCGCCAACCUGACCGCCGUAUCCGCGCGCAUCAGUGCAGCAGCACAGCAAUCCCCAACCCCAGCCAAAGCAAUCCGCCUGGUAGCAGUUUCAAAAUUGAAACCUGCAAGCGACGCUCUAGCUCUGCACCAAUCCGCCUCACAAGUGCACUUCGGCGAAAAUUACCUUCAGGAGCUCCUCGAGAAAUCCCGCCGCCUCCCUCCAACCAUAAAAUGGCACUUUAUCGGCGGUCUCCAAAGCAACAAGUGUGUGACGCUCGCGCGGGACGUGCGCGGUCUCUGGGCCGUUGAGAGCGUCGACUCAGAUAAGAAAGCCAAGCUCCUUGAUAAAGGCUGGGGCGAGCGAGCAGAGGAUGUCAAGGCACACGCUGAAGAUGGCGAGAGACUGCGUAUCUACGUGCAGGUUAAUACAUCCGGGGAGUCGAACAAGGCGGGCGUUGAGCCGGAAAAGGCCACUGAGCUUUGUCGCUAUAUUCGGGAGCAGUGUCACCGGUUGAAGCUGCAGGGUGUCAUGACUAUUGGGGCUAUUGCGCGGUCGAGGGAUACCACGCCGGAGAAUGAGAAUGAGGAUUUUGUUUGUUUGCGCGAGACUAGGGAUCGGGUUGUCAAGGAGCUUGGGCUAGUGGGGGAUGAUGCGGAGCUAGAGCUUAGUAUGGGGAUGAGUUCGGAUUUCGAGGGCGCUAUUGCGCUUGGGAGUGAUCAGGUGCGGGUUGGGACGACGAUCUUUGGUGAUAGACCGCCUAAGGCGGAGGCGACAGUUUGA
Messenger RNA from Penicillium soppii, 819 nucleotides. Its product is annotated as YggS family pyridoxal phosphate enzyme. Gene Ontology annotation, molecular function: pyridoxal phosphate binding. The record is from RefSeq and is a predicted model, not a curated record. The coding region runs from base 1 to 819 and encodes 272 amino acids. Lineage: Eukaryota; Fungi; Ascomycota; Eurotiomycetes; Eurotiales; Aspergillaceae. The transcript has a single exon. Gene Ontology annotation, cellular component: intracellular anatomical structure.